Fusarium poae is the source of this 2052-nucleotide messenger RNA. RefSeq lists its product as uncharacterized. NCBI's taxonomy places the organism in Eukaryota, Fungi, Ascomycota, Sordariomycetes, Hypocreales, Nectriaceae. Bases 1 to 2052 code for a protein of 683 amino acids. The transcript has 2 exons. The record is from RefSeq and is a predicted model, not a curated record.
AUGUUGGGCUGGAUGUUAAGACGCGGAGAGAACGCGCCAGAGCCAGUCAAUGAAGGAGACACAACUCAGAUCGACGUGCCUGACACUCCUGCGCCCGUCUUCGCCGCCAGAGCAUUCAAAAGCGCAUUAUUUGGAACACCAGCGCGACCUAGCAAUCAACCGACAAGAGCAUUAGGGAAAGGCAAGAAUGCCAGGAUGGAUCAGGAAUCCUCCCGGACACCACAGCGACCGCAGGGAAUACUUCUCACUCCAGGAACGGGCACCACAAGACGAAAACGCGUAUCAUUCGGUCAAGAUGUCAAGAAGAAUGCCAAUUCAAACAAAGAGCCAGAAUCGCGCCAGCGCACGCGCUUGAAUGAGGCUCUUGAGAAAGCUUCAAAGUCUGUGAAUCAGAAGAACGAAACGCAACAAGAACAAGAACAAGACAAUUCCUCAGACGAAUGGGAAGAAGCCGACGACGAGGAUUACUGCGCACACGACAUCACGAUCGACCUUAACGAGCCUCAUUCGCAGUCGGGCAGAUACUGGAAGGAAGAGUUUGAGAAAUACCACGAGGAUGCGAAAGCCGAGAUGGAAAAAUUGCUCAAGUACAAGCAAUUGGCCAAGUCAUAUGCGAAACAGAAGGACGCCGAGGCGAAUGAGCUUGCAGUAAAGCUCAAAGAAGAACAGCAGAAGGUGAUUGAGAUGGAGCAGCAGAUUGCCGAAGGUGCCUCCAAAAUUGCGUCAAAGCGUGGAGUGAGGUCAGACGAAAGCAGCGCUGAUCUUUUGUCAACACUCACCAAGCAAACAGCCCUGGCCGUGCAAUAUCGAACGCGGGUGCAGGAGCUGGAGGACCAACUUGAGCAAUUCCUUUGCGAACGAGAGGAUGAUCCAAAUUGGAAAGAUCAUAAAGGACGGGUUACGACAUCACCGAGGACUCAAAAGACCCUUCUGGAGACACAGAGUCAAUUGAGACGAGCCCGUAUGCAAGUUAAAGAAGUUGAUGAUCUUCGCGAACAAAUAUCCUCACUAAAAACCCAGCUCAAAGCGGCUGAAAAGCGAGCUGCCAAGGCUGAGGCAAAUAGCGAGACGAAAACCAGCCCGAAAGAAAAGACCGAUAACGAGCCUCUGCGUGAAGGAUCGAGAGCGCAAGAGUUACGUACCCAGCUUCGCGAAGCCCGAGAAGAAAAUAAGAAAAAGGAUGAGGAAUUGCGCGUGCUCAAGCAAGAAUUUGAGGCCUAUCGCAACGAAACCCAAGCCCAUAAUGCGGAUACAAACGCAGUAUUGGAACGGGCACAUGCCAAGAUUGCGGAACUCAAGAAGGAGGUCAAGACACUUAAAGCGGUAGAUCAUGCUGCUCCUGAGCAAGAAGAUCAUGCUGCCCGACCAAAGAGCUGGCAUGUUCAGUCAGACGCUGGCCGUCUGGCAGAGGAAGGUUCGGGGUCUAGAAACGUUCAAUCAAAUGAAGAUAUCAGAGACCAGAGGCGUACUAUGGCCCGACGAAGCUUCGACCUGAGUGACUUGGAAGGGGACACAAUGGAGCUCAAGACUACAGACCCCAAUGUUCCGUCACUGCGUCAAAAGUUCUCGGACGACGCUGUCCCAAGAACCAGUAAAUCCGAUGUCGGCACGUCCAACAUGGUCUCGUCAAGCCUCGGUAGCAAGCCGGACAUUGGGCGGCCUAGAUGGCAACCGUUUGUUCCGCGAUCGCCAAGAAAUCGAGCGUACCUUGGCGAGGAAAUUGCCAAGCGUAUCGAAAACGGAGGUGAAACUCCUGGUCGACCAAAGUUUGAAGAGAUUACCGUUCCUGAUCUACCUGCACUUGCCAAGUCAGUUGCUCGGUCGAAACGAACCACUUCCACGGAAAAGAUGGAUGAAAAGAUCGACUUGUUACAGGAUCACUAUGCACGAGUCGGAGGUCCUGAUCCAAACAACAGCGUAUUUACUGCCAAUGCAUCCAAGCUACCCCCUGAGCGCAGAGCUGCAGCAAUUGCUCGAAUCGAGCAGAGAAUGGCAGAAAAGAAGCGUAUGCGCGGAAGAAAGGGAUUUGACAAGGAGAACGUUCGACCUUGA